Anisakis simplex (herring worm) is the source of this 297-nucleotide messenger RNA. The record is from the annotation of a GenBank genome assembly. Lineage: Eukaryota; Metazoa; Nematoda; Chromadorea; Rhabditida; Anisakidae.
AUGAGUUCAGAUAAGGUAAUACGUUUGAGACGAGGUGAACUUAUCGGUAAAAAAUGGAAAGUUCUCGAGAAACUCGGUGAAGGCGGAUGUGGAUAUGUUUAUAAAGUUCAGAAUAUAAAAACUGGAGUUAAGGCUGCGUUAAAAGUUGAAUCAAAUUUUGUGGUUGGCGGAAGUGUUCUCAAACUUGAAGUUCAGGUCUCAUCGAAAUUCAUUGAUAAAUUGUCGAGUAAAAUCAUUCUGUAUUAUUUGAACAGAUUUUCGUAUAUGAUAAUGACAUUGUUUGGAGCCGCACUGAAU